UAUAAAUUCUAGAGUUCUGCGAUUCUGCCAAACCACAGCAAUUCUUAGAGAGUGAAAAAGAGUGUAAAGGUAACAGAUAAGAAGCAAUGGAAGGAAAAGCCAUGAUAGUUCUUGAGCUCUUGCUUAUGGUUGCACUGGUAACGGGGCAACCUGGUAGCAAUACUCCUCCUGCUCCUCAAACACCAGGAGCUAUUCCCGCACCAAAUCCCCCUACAGUCCCAGGUGGUCUUCCUUCCCCUGCGAUCCCUGGUAGCGAUCAGCUUCUCCCUGGUGGCGGUAUGCUCCCCCCUGGUGGUGGUCUGGUGAUUCCAGGUGAUGGUGUGGCUCCCCCUCUAUACCCUGGUGAUGGUGUGGUUCCCCCUCUAAUCCCUGGUGGUGGUAUUAUUCCCCCUUUCAUUCCAGGCAUUGGUAUUGAUCUUCCUAAGCGUAAAUGUGUUGGAAAGUGUGCUCUCCUGUGCCAGAGAUUUAAGAGAAACCGCUUUGCUGCUAAGAUUUGCGCUGGUCUUUGCAUGCUACGAUGUGGAAUUCGAAUGUCAAAUGUUGUUUACAAUUGCACUGAGAACUGUGCACAUUCUGUCUCCCCCAUUUCAAUCUCGGAUGCCCGUGAAGCACAGAGUUUCGUGAAUUCCUGCUAUGAACGUUGCAAGAAUAACUAGAUUUUCUUUGAUAGUACUAGAAUUUUCUUACCACAUGAGAAAACUUGUCAGGAUCAUCCUAUUUGAGAAUAAAAGAGCAGAAGAAUGAGAGCUAUGCAUUGUAA
Theobroma cacao (cacao) is the source of this 760-nucleotide messenger RNA. RefSeq lists its product as uncharacterized. NCBI's taxonomy places the organism in Eukaryota, Viridiplantae, Streptophyta, Magnoliopsida, Malvales, Malvaceae. The record is from RefSeq and is a predicted model, not a curated record.